AGUGUCAGCUGUCUGAGAACGUUAUAACAAUGGUUAUCACGAUGAGAAUUAUAACUAUAGUUCUAUAACUAUAAAAGCGCAAAACUCAGCUUCCCCUCCCCCUCCAUUUUUCGUAGAUACGCCCCCGGUUGCAGACCAGGCCUCCCCAGAGCCGAAUCUUCUCAUUCCGCGGACCAGGGAGCGUGGCUUCAAGGGCAACCCGAACGGCUGAUUGCCCAUGGAGGGGUGGACACGCCCUUGGACGGAGAUGGGACGGCCCACCUGCCCUUUCUGCCCAGAAGCACCUGGACGCGCCGGUGCGGGUGGGCACAAGGGCGGGUCGCGCGGGGCUUUGCGCUCGCCUGGGCACCUCUUGCACUCAAGACUCGCGUGCUGAAACCAGAUUGUAAGAGCUGAGGUUCUGAGCUUUGCCUGGGACCACUCAAGGAGUCUGUAACUGAGUCCUCAUCUGGGACCUACCCAUUGUCUGGGAUCUCUGCAGAGGAAUGAAAACAAGAAAGUCACCAGACACUUAAUAAAGGAGAGCAGUGACCUGGUGUGGAAGAUUACAGGAAAGGACUAUUGAGGUUGCAUGAUGGAAAUGUAUGGGGUUCGUGUGGCUGAAAAGGAUGCCUGCAGUACCACAAUAACCAAUUCAGCUGCUGAUUGUAUAAAUGAUAAGCCCAUCCUACUGCUAGAGAUAGAGGAAGUCAACCCGCCCCCUUCCAAUCUCAGUGGCAUCCUUCCUGCAUCUUCAGAUGAACCGGAUCUUCCUCUAGUUCUGCCCUGUUCAGAAGAUGAAAAUUCUGUGAGCACAUCUGCAAAAAUGUCAACCUACUGCCGAAAAUGGAGGUUGGCCAGAAAUGGUGUCUAUGUCCCAAGCACCACUUGUAAUUACCUUUGUGAAUGUAAGGAUCUGGAACUCUGGUCAUCUGGGCAUUCCUCACAUCUUCAGGGAGGUCUGAAGGAAGAGGAGGAGAACUUCAUCAUCCUUGUUGACUCUCUUGAUGAUGAGAAUCUGCCGCCUCGGCUGAGCCAAGUUUUGCCUUACCACUGUGAGAGGUGUGGGAAAUCAUUCCAAGACCUCUGUCGGUUAGAGGAGCACAAAAAGAAAUACGCCGCUGGAUGUUCGUAUUGGUGCCCAGUCUGUGGCAAAGAGUUUUUCCGCUCCGCUAACUUACGGAUGCACCGACUGACCCAUUCCACAGACAGACCACACAAGUGCCCAGAAUGUGACAAGGGUUUCAUCCGCACCGCUGAUGUCUGGAGACAUCUCCACAGCUUUCACAAGAUCAGUCGCUCCGGUGUUGUUCUGGGAGAUGCUAAUGUCAAGAACCCUUGGUCUGUUCUGUAUCAGAGCCAGGUUCAAAGCCGCAACCCUGGGCAGGUGGGCGGUGCCACCCGAAACCCCAGAGAAGGUAGUUCCAAGCACUACCAAUGCCCAGUAUGCUGCAAAGUUUUUAGUAAAGCCAGUUUGCUUUCCAGGCACAAGCUAAGCCACAAAAAGGAAAAGCCGAACCAGUGUCACCAAUGCGGCAUGACUUUUGUUCAACUGGCGAGGCUGAAAAAGCAUCAGCAGACACACACUGGUGAGCGCCCUUUCCUCUGCAAAGAAUGUGGCAGUGCCUUUGCGCGCCUUGCUUCACUGCGCCGCCAUCAGCGUACCCAUACAGGAGAAAAACCUUACUCUUGUGCCUACUGUGGCCAGUCUUUUGCUGAAUCAGGCACCUUAAGGAGGCAUGAAGGAAUUCACAAAGUAGUUCAGCCAUAGGACUUGAUAUGGAGAUUGCUGGUCAUAGGGUUUUGUGAUAAUGGUGUUUACCUGUCUUAAAAUACUGAGAAACUGUGUUGGGAAUUGCAUCAUUCUGCCAAAUGCUGCAAAAUGACAGGGUGGAAUGUGCUAUUUCCAAUUUCAUGAGAGCUACCUUCUUAUGGAAGAAAAGUUGUAGCUGCUCUCCUUGUUUUCUUCUUUCUGUUUUUAUGGUUGUUUUGCAACGGGUGGCAUUGAAACUGUGAUGGCCACGUGUAGUCUGAAAUGACACAAUCCCUUCAAAAGCCUUGGCAUUCUUCCGCCCUGUUUUGUUGCAUGUGUGAUUACUUCUUCCUAAAGCUUUGCUCCUGUAAAUGUGAUGUUUUUGUAGGGUAUUAGGACUUCUUACUUCCCCUAAAUGAUACUUGCUUUCUUUAGGUUGGUUAUUUAGGUACUUGACAGUCACUGUAAAACCAUUCCUUGUUUCUACUUUACCCCCUCCAUUUUCUUAUGUUAAUUAAGUUCAAGCAUGUGUAGUUCCUUCUGCUGAAGAGUCGUUUUAAGAAUAAAAAGUUUGUAACCA
Sphaerodactylus townsendi is the source of this 2312-nucleotide messenger RNA. RefSeq names its product zinc finger protein 648 (gene ZNF648). The record is from RefSeq and is a predicted model, not a curated record. Bases 572 to 1750 code for a protein of 392 amino acids. The transcript has 3 exons. NCBI's taxonomy places the organism in Eukaryota, Metazoa, Chordata, Lepidosauria, Squamata, Sphaerodactylidae.